AUGGCGACGAAGAGGAAGCAGCCCGACAGCGACGCAACGCCAAAUUUCAAUCACAAGAUUCCUGCUAGCAUCAUGACGCCGGAUGAGGUGAGCACUUCCCUGGGCACCCUGCGUUUUUUUGAUGGACUCCCCGAUGACGCGACGGUCCAAAAGGUCUACGACAACCUUGACACCAUGCGUGCUGUUGAGGUGUUCUUGGAUUUUGUCCCUCUUGCCUCAGUGGAGGCACUACACCGUGGCUUCCAGGACCUGGGCGUGGACGCAUGCCACAAGAUCAUCCUGUUCUCGGAUCUCAUGGACUCCAGCAGCCUUUUCUUGACGGGCAACACGGACACCGUGUACGCCAUUGGGUUUCUGAACCUAAAAAGGGACGGGCCCACGGUUGUAGAGGUGCCUCCCGGCGCAGGUCCAGGCACCGUGAACGACGCUUUUUUUCGAUUCGUGGUUGAUAUGGGCGCCCCUGGUCCCGAUAGGGGCAAAGGCGGCAAGUAUCUACUGGCCUUCCGCCUAUUCCACCACCGUGCUUGUCUCGGGGGGGAGGCACCGGUCCCAGCGGAGUACUUCGUCAAGAAGAGCCCGACGUAUGUCAAUUGGCUGCCCCUGCGGGGCUUCAUGAAGGACGGGGGGACGGCCGCGGCCGUGAAGAUGGUCUUCAACACCAUCCACGCCAACGACGUGAGCUUCUACCGAGAGAUCGACGCGGUCAUCCAGCGAGAGCCCAUCGACGCCCUGCCGGCCGAGAUCCGUGGCAACCUGGCGGCGAUCGGCAUGCAGAGGGGCAAGCGUUUCGCGCCCGACGAACGCAUGCAGAGGCUCCUGGUGGACGCGGUGGCCAUCGGCAACGCCACGGCGCGUUCCAUCGCCUUCCGGCCGCGCUCCGAGACCAUCUGGUACUACGGCAGAGAGAGCAGCUGGUUCACCGCCUUCGAUGGCGGCGACUACCAGUGGCUAGUCGACAACGGCAACGGCGGGAGGAACAAGGAUGCCCGGACCCUCUUCUUCUACAUCGCCACGGUCAACACGCCUGCCAUGGUGCUCAAGAUGGUGGGCAUGGGGUCCCAGUAUGCACUGGCCGCCACCGACUCCGAGAAGCGGUAUCUGGACGGCAGCAAGACCUACAAAGUGGUCAUUCCUGCCGAUGCUCCUGUAAAGGACUUCUGGUCGCUCGUCGUGUACGACCCUCAGACCCGCUCUAUGCUCCAGACGAGCCAACCUUAUCCCAGCAAGAACAGCGAACGAAACGAAGACAUGGUGAAGGGCUCGGAUGGUUCGACGACGAUUUGGUUUGGGCCGAAGGCUCCCAAUGGCUGCGAGAAGAAUUGGGUUCAGACUGUGCCAGGUAAAGGUUGGUUCCUUUGUUUGCGAUUGUAUGGCCCUCUGCAGACGUGGUUCGACAAAACUUGGCGACCCAGUGAGAUCGAGCUGGUGGCGUGA
This is a messenger RNA of Prorocentrum cordatum, 1434 nucleotides long. NCBI's taxonomy places the organism in Eukaryota, Dinophyceae, Prorocentrales, Prorocentraceae. The record is from the annotation of a GenBank genome assembly.